AUGUGCUGCUGCUAUAUCCUUGGUAAAUGGAAUCCAUCUUGCAAGGCUGGGCCUUAGGGAGUUCUGGAAAAUCCUAGACCCUAACCUGACUUAUAUCUGACUGGCUCACUAUUGGGACCAAGUUCAUUGAACUGUCCACAUGAGGAAAACAGUGGACCUGGCUGAGGUAAACACUGAAGGUUUGAGGGACACUGAGGACCUGAAGGGGACACUGAAUCUGAGGAAACACUAAAGGGAUACUUAAGACCUGAAGGGAAACUCAGCACCUGAGAAGACACUGAGGGAAUUCUGAAGGGCAUCCUGAGGGAAACUCAAGCCGUAGGGACACUGGCUCUGAGAAAACACUGAAAGGGUACUUAAAACCUCGGAGAAUACUGAGGACCUACGAGGGGCACACAGAAAGAGCCAUCUCUCUGUGCUCCUGUGGCCGCUGUGUCCUGGCUAACUGGAAUCCCUCUGGAACCAGAUACUGGCCAUAGUGCUUCAGGCUGCACUGGUAGCUGCCUGGAGGAAGCGACUAUCACUAAUACUGACCUAACUUGGAACAUGGUGUAUUUUUGAAGGCAUUGUUGGGAAGGCCAGCAUGGGGGUAAGCUGUUCCUAGGCCAGGCGCCUGGCUGGAGCCCUACUGGGCCUGGUGUGUCAGCAAUCUCAGGAUAGCACAAGGGGGAGGAGGGUGACAAGGUUUUUCCACUGCCGACACUGAGCUCAGAGGGGAGACUGGCCAGGAACUGGGCUCCAUCCAGAUGGUCUUGGCUUGGACACAGCCUGCCAUGUCCUAUCUCCCACAUGGAAGUACAGGAAAGACUCAGACAGAACCCCAACAGAGCUUCACACGAGGAGGUGGCGGACAUGUAGGAGGACAACAGUGGCCACUUGUCUAUCCCUGUUCAGCUCGUCCUGUAUGACCAGCUUGUUCUCUGUGUAGACGUGGAUGCUGCCUCUGAGUAGCCCUGGCCUGCCAGGAAAGACCUAGGGAAGUAACUGAAGCAGGACUGGGAAGAGGCCAGUAGUCGCUCAGUCUCUGGUCAGGACUACUUUAUCUCAGGUCAUGUGACUAUCUCUCACAGUCCUUCCCUUAUGAGGCAUGGAGGUAUGGCAGUUAUUAUUGUUAUUGAGUUGUUUAUGACAGGGCCUCACUCUAGAGCCCAAGAUGGCCUUGAACUUGUGAUCCAAGUGCUCAGUAUAGGUAUGAGCCAUCACAUGAGGCAUGACAGUUUUUCAGCCACUUUGUAGAAUAGAAUGAGCACAUAAGUCGGGCUAGGGGUCAGAAGCCCAGUCUCCUGGGGCUGCAAGUGCCACAGCUACCCCCACCUCUGCCUCUCAACCCCUCUGCCCACCCCAGAAUGUGGGAGGUGUCAGCCACCAAGCUCCACAUAUACAGUGUAGCUCACUAAACCUAUCUUCUACCCCAGCCCAGAUUCUAAGAAAGACUCUCUUGGCUAGCCUGGGGGCAGGGUCACAGAAGUGUGACUGUGGAUCUGAGGACGUGGAGUCACCUGAAGGUCCCUGUGGAAACCUCAGGGCUACAGUAGCAUGCAGAGCAUGAGGCUCAGCAGAAUAGCCUCAAGGAGCGUUGGUGCCUAUGUCUAGCUAAAAGUCAGCAAUGUGCUCGGAGAUCUGCCCCUCUGCCAGAAGUCCCAGGAAGGAGUCAAUGGAUGCAGGCCGGCAGCAGUCCUGUAGGGUGAGGGCAGAGAGGCAACAACCGAUGAGCAGGGCUGGGUACCCACCACCCAAUUUGUACAGUUCAGCUUGAGCCUCUCUUGUGGCAAAAGGAAUUAUCUAAAUAGUGACUGAGUUUAAUAGGCUCCCAUCUAAAGGUGUCCUGCACAGUGGGGAGGGAAGUCUUUGAGGAACUGAUAGAGCAGAAUAUGGAACCCUACUCUGGAUGAGCCCAGACCUGAGCUCUUAUCUCUCCGGGGGACCUUGCUCCAACUGACCCAGUGUAGCCAGGCACCCACAGUGCCACCUCUCCCUGAAAUCAGUCCUUUUCGUGACUAUAAUUGGGUAACUUGACCCAGAUCUGAUUAAUUAGGGCCUAUUGUCAGAAGUGUGGCUAUGGCAUGCUGCAUACACCAAGGGAGACUGAACCCAGCUCAUGUGAGUACCACCCUGCCCCACCCACUUUGGACUCAUCUACUCUUUUGAGGGUUUUUUUUGGGGGGGUUGAGACAAGGAUUCUUUGUGUAGUCUUGGCUGUCCUGGAACCUGCUCUGUAGACCAGGCUGACCUCAAACUCACAGAGAUCCGCCUGCCUCUGCCUCCUGAGUGCUGGGAUUAAAGGUGUAUGCUGCCACCACCCACCCUCUUCCAAGUUUUGGGAGUGCGGCUGGUGAGAAAAACAGAGAGGAGAUCUACAACCUUUGACCCUCUGGGAGGCCUUCCCAUGUCCUUUAGUGGAAGCAGCUGGUCAGAAUGAGGACUUAAAAGGGAGGGCCCCAAGGCAGAUGCAGCUGCGGAGGCCAGCGAGCAGUCCUGAAGAACCAAGGUCUGCCCAGCCCACCCUUUUUGCAUACCCAUGUGGCCCUUGCUGAGCAAUGAUCUCUUCCCACCCCCCACUGAAGCCUGGCUCCAGAAAGUCUCCUCAGAUCCUGAAGCCCAAGGUUGGGGGGCCUGGGGCAGGACUGAAAAGACACCUUUGGGGUCAGGGGCUGGGAGUGGAACAGAGAGUGAUGAGGAAGUUGAGGAACAUGAGGAAGAUGCAGGCUUCCUGCUGUCCACGCUGGAGCAAGAAAACCUGGCCAAGUCUCCAGGAUACAACCAGCAGGAGUUGGAGGCCAUCAAGCUGAAGCUGUGGGCCAUGGAGCAUGCUGAGGUCCUGCCGGAGCCACCCUAUGUACAGAGAAAGGCCACAGAGGAAAAGGGGGCUGAGGUCAGACAGCUGCUGAGCCCUGAGAUCAUGGGCUGCUUCUUCCCUGAGACCCCCAAGGAAAAGGUGGAGGCUGACCACAGAUCUGUCUAUGUGGGCAACGUGGACUAUGGAGGCUCGGCUGCUGAGCUGGGGGCCUACUUCAGCCCCUGCGGGGAGAUUCACCGCGUCACCAUCCUGUGCGACAAGUACUCUGGACACCCAAAGGGCUAUGCCUAUAUAGAGUUUGCUUCCCAGAAAUCUGUCCAGGCUGCUGUGGAGCUGGAUGAGAGCACCUUCCGAGGUCGGGUCAUCAAGGUACUUCCCAAAAGGACGAACUUCCCAGGAAUCAGCUCCACAGACCGUGGAGGGCUGCGGACACGCUUGAGCAGCAGGGCCCAGCCCUUCCUACACAACAACCUUCAUCGAAGACCUCGGUUCAGAUCCCAUGGACAGAGCCGGGGCUGUGGACGGUUCUCACCAUGGUUCUCACCAUACUGAAAGAUGGCCCAGUUUUUAAGUGACCCCAGGAGCUGGGUCAGGAGAAAACAGCAGCUUCCCCACCUACUCCAAACUGGUCUUCAAGCCUGGCAGUUCACAAGGGUCUUUAAAGGUGGCCUAGACACCCAUGUCACAAUAGGAAGGCACAGGGCAGGGAGAUACAGAGGGCAGGAGUGGGAAGAGAAGUCCAGGAGAAGCUGAGAUUGGCGUACUGAAGCAUUUUUAAAGAAAAUAGACACGUGUGUUAAUAGUAAAGCAUAAAUUAUUAAACUUGACUAUUUUAAGAGCA
Molecule: messenger RNA, 3638 nt
Organism: Mesocricetus auratus (golden hamster)
Lineage: Eukaryota; Metazoa; Chordata; Mammalia; Rodentia; Cricetidae
Gene: Pabpn1l
Product: PABPN1 like, cytoplasmic
Exons: 7
Coding region: 2519-3349 (276 amino acids)
Molecular function (GO): RNA binding
Source: RefSeq, a predicted model, not a curated record